GUCCAACCAUAAUGGAGAUUCCAGUAUAUACGGUGGAUGCCUUCACCAACUUACCGUUCAUGGGGAACCCCGCGGCUGUUUGUCCACUUAUGCAUGAGCUGACUGAGGAUUUAUGUCAGAAGAUAGCAGCAGAGAUGAAUCUGUCAGAAACAGCUUUCAUCAUCAAGAUCAACCAGUCAGACAGUUUCACUACAGGAUCCAGGUUCCGGCUCCGAUGGUUUACACCAGUCACUGAAGUGAAUCUGUGUGGUCAUGCCACUCUGGCCUCUGCGGCCGUGCUGUUCCAAUAUAAGAAGAACAUUAAUCCCACACUAGUGUUUGAGACCAGGAGCGGGGAUCUGGCUGUCACCCAGCAGGGGGAAGGCUAUGUCAUGGACUUUCCUCUCAACCCACCCACUCAGGAGGAUCCCAGUGAGUUCAGAGACAUCGUUGAGGCAGCAGUUGGAAACCACCCAGUUCAGGAAGUUUGUCUGAGCUCGAACACUAAGAAACUGCUGAUUCGCCUGGCUGACAGCUGUGACAGGUCGGUGCUAAGCAGUCUGAAAGUUGAUCCUGUCGCCCUUCGGAGCAGUGACAGGAGUGGAAGAGUCAAAUCAGUAAUCAUCACCAUGAAAGGAUCUCCAGACUGCCAGCCAGGGUACGAUUUCUACUCCAGAAACUUUGCUCCAUGGGUUGGCAUUCCUUUUUUUUUUUGUUUGUUUCAUGUGCUUUUGUUUCUUGCAGGUUCUGCCCACACCGUCCUAGGAAGCUACUGGUCGAAAAAACUAGGAAAGAAGAAAAUGCUGGCUUACCAGUGCUCCAGUCGAGGAGGGGAGCUGGAACUGGAAGUGAGAGACAACGAAAGAAUCAACAUAGCUGGACAGGCCGUCACUGUACUGCAGGGAACAAUCACACUGUAACCACAGACACGUGCAGAGAAGCGAGAAGAAUUUAAUAAAAAUGAGAUGGUUUAAGAAAAAAAAAAAAAAAAAGCUAAAUUGACUCAAGUCGAGAAUAAUCAAUCUAAUGAUGUAGCGUCACUCAGCUAACCGACAUAAUACAGGAUACAGAGACUACUACACACUUUGGUAGGAUUUGUACCAUUUAUUCACAUAAUAGUAAAAGACCCAAACUGUAUAAGUAGUAAGAAAAAAAAAAAAAAACAACAAGAAGUCAGAGAGUGCUCAUGUAAAACCAGAUCAAAAGGUACAAUCAGUGUUUGGAGCAUUACUUGACACCCUGCUCACAAAAAUCAGUUAAUUUCAGUAGCACCAGUUUACACUAACUAUACAUUUAAACAUUUUAAUUCCUUAAAGCUGCAAUUUGGCUGACUGAACUUAUGUGAGUGAUGAUUUUCAGUGUCACAGAAAUACCAAGUUGUGCCUAAAAUACUGUCACAGUGUAUUGAUAGAGGUAUUUGAUCAAACUCACCUGACUUUUAUGAAGUUUGGUGCUUUGUACCAUCAUUUAUCACAGUCAGUUCAACAGGUUUUAGCUACCAUUUAUUUGUGUGUGCAACAAGUUUAGCCGGUCAGUACCUCAGGUUUUGUCCCUCACUGUCUCCCAGUGUGGACAGUUACAGAGAACUUUCAAACUGGAAUGAAGAGUGUGUGCAAUCAGAUGAGUCAACAGUAUCAGCAGCAGGAACACCACCGUUUACAUUCAGUUUGAGAGUUUCUAACUGCUUUCUACUUUAUUUUUUUUUAACGUUUAUAUUGACUAAACAAACAGAAUGGCAAACAACCAUAUAGCAAAGAAAUAGCUUAAAAUCAACAUAGAAUUUUAUUUUGUGAAAAGUAUAUAAAUACGUGAACAAACACUAGGUCUGCUCUGACUUUCAAGAUUUCAGUUUUAUAGCUAAAAGCUGCCACCAUUUCUGUGCUUUGUACGAUCAUGGCUGUAAUGUUGAAUGAUUCUGUUUUGAUCUAUGUGGUUCAGAUCACCUACUUGAACAUGUACACAUUCUGCAGGUACUAGUGUGUUUAGUAUCAUCUACCUCCACCAAGUGCAUAUUAGUAAGGACACAAAAUAACCACAGGAGGAGCUGCAACAUAAAGGAC
Molecule: messenger RNA, 2039 nt
Organism: Monopterus albus (swamp eel)
Lineage: Eukaryota; Metazoa; Chordata; Actinopteri; Synbranchiformes; Synbranchidae
Product: phenazine biosynthesis-like domain-containing protein 1
Exons: 10
Coding region: 12-899 (295 amino acids)
Biological process (GO): biosynthetic process
Cellular component (GO): cytoplasm
Molecular function (GO): isomerase activity
Source: RefSeq, a predicted model, not a curated record